Molecule: messenger RNA, 804 nt
Organism: Phytophthora sojae
Lineage: Eukaryota; Oomycota; Peronosporomycetes; Peronosporales; Peronosporaceae
Exons: 1
Coding region: 1-804 (267 amino acids)
Cellular component (GO): membrane
Molecular function (GO): serine-type endopeptidase activity
Source: RefSeq, a predicted model, not a curated record
AUGUUGAGGACGGCGCUGCUGGGUGCGCGGCCUCUACGCAGCUUCGCGGGCUCCGCGCCCCGCACCCGCCUCCCGGGUGCCCCGCCACAAAGUCACUGGCAGGAAGCGCGCACCCAGUACCAUUACCGCGCCAGGAGCCGUCGCCAGAGCCGCGCCGUGUCGGGCGACGUGGUGGUGCUGGGGCUCAUCUCCGUCAACGCCGUGACCACCAUGGCGUGGCUGCGCGCGCAGGCGCCUUCGCCGCGGCACCCGGCGCAGCGGCUGCGCAGCUUCAAGCCGUCCAUGCGCACGAUGCUCACGCACUUCACCACGUCCACGCAGCACCUGCAGGAGGGGCGCUACUACACGCUGCUGACGGCCAUGUUCAGCCAGGCCACGCUGGGCCACCUGGGCGCCAACAUGCUGGGGCUCUACUUCUUCGGCCGGCAGAUGUGCGACGUGCUGGGCCACCGCAAGUUCCUCGGGCUGUACCUGGCCAGCGGCGUGCUGUCGUCCGCGGCCGCCGUGUUUGAGCAGCACCUGUCCGGCCGCCUGAGCUACAACCUCGGCGCCAGCGGAGCCGUGAACGGCAUCACGGCCAUGAGCAUCCUGCUGUUCCCGCACGGGACGCUGCUGAUCUUCGGCAUCGUGCCCAUGCCCGCGUGGCUGGCCGGCUCGCUGUUCAUCUUCAAGGACGCGUACUCGUUCGUGACGGACAGGCAGGACGGCAUCGGACACGUCGCGCACCUCAGCGGCGCCUUUAUCGGCGGCGUGUACUACUACUACCUGCGUCGUGGUGGCUUCCGGAGCCUCCGACGCUUCUGA